CGCGAAGUCGCAUAUUAUACGGUGGCAUCCUCGUGAAUAUCGUAGCGUCGAUUGCCUUUGUUUUGUCAUGGAAAUGUCCAAGUCGUUGCAGAUUGUGAGUAGGGCAGAAAGGUAUACGGCUAUCCUCGUGCAUCGACAGUUACUCGCCUUAUCCUAGUACUCAUAAUUUGCAAAGUGGUACGAUGAAAGCAAAAAUGCACAGCGAAAUCGAUCGGCACUUCUUGCGUCAGUCGUUCGACAUUGGAUACAAACGAAGUAGGACUAGUAUGAUAGGCUAGGGACUUUCUUACUUCAAGAACACAAAAAGGUGAAUCCACAUGAGCCAGAAGCAGAAGUCGAUGAAGUGUUACAAGAAGCCCAUGAUUCAUGUUUAUGCUGAUGUCACACAACAAAUACGAACCCAAGAUUUUAGUGUGCCUCUUGCAAUUCUGCGAGAGAGUGCUACUCAGCGGGGCCAAGCCACAACAAGUAGGGGUGCCGUGGCUGUCUGGGGGACUUACAACUUAUUAUCUAGAACUACAUCGUCGAGUUCUACUUAUCACACAUAGAAAUAAGAGUAAGGAAAAGGAUAAGAAAAGAACAAGAACUAUGUCGGGAUUCUUCGGCGUGACGUCUCUGGGUCCAGCCCAGCCGAUUGGAUGUAACCUCCUGUCAACCCUUGGUGUAACAAGUUUCAGCGACAACGAUUUCAAAAAGGCAUUUUAUACGCUCGCCGAUCGGGAAGGCAAGAUCAACAGGAUCGACGUGUAUCUAUUUGCAUUGAUGAAAUUUUUUCGAUUUACUUGGGCUAGCAAAUGAAUCUGCUAGAAGAUGUAGAUCAAAAACCUAACUUAGACCACUCUGCUGGUAAAUUUACAUUUGUUUUUGCUACUAGGCUCCUCGGAGUUCUACAAAUUCUUAUCUUUUUCUUUAGGUACGAAUGCAUGACUCGAACUUAUGGUUUUGAACCCAUGCCGGAGGAAAUCAACAUCUUCGUCUCGACUAUGAAGCUCCACGAAGAUGGUGUGCUAACUUGGGAGGAGUUCUCUGGCGGUCUCAAAGCGAUCCGCGAGAAAGUGAAGAAAAUCGGCAAGCGAGCGACACAGUAUUUCUAUUUUGCUCGCGGGUCAGUCGCUGUAAUGCUGUUGUAUGCAUUGAGACAACAAGAACUACUCAGGAGGUUGGUCUGUGGACGAUAAUACAUAUGUUUAUGUACUUCUCGCAUUUUCUUCUAGUACAACAAGUUUAGUUAGUGGUAUCUUCAUCACUUCUUCCUCUUCGUCUUCCAAUACUCUACCCGCUUACAACAGCUAAAGUCUCUACUUAGUCACAGACAAAAGAAAAAUUCUCCACUUACAACAGCUACGAUUCGUACAAAGACUACUCUGAUGAUCUCCGCAAGCAUGCGCGCGUGAAAUUCGGACCAAUGGAAGUUUACAAGCGGCCGAUGACAACUGCGCAAGCUGUUGGAUGGCAUGAGGAAGAGGUACACCUUCAUGAUAACUAGUGCUGCACUUUGACAUUACUAGUACUGCACUUUGACAUUCGGCUGCUCUUCUCUUUGAACAAGAUGAUAAUGAUUGAAAUAUAUACUAGCUUGGAGCGCCCGAUAACACCCCCUCGCACUAGGAUUCUCCUCCUCCCGAAGUAACCCGCGGAGCGCUAAGCUCGCCCGAGAUUCAAUCCCUUGGAUUUGAAUGGCUCAAAUCCAAAAGUUUUCGAUUUUAGCGAGUUUUUUCUGGCGUUCAAUUUCUUGGAUUUGAGAACCCAAAUCCAAAAAUUUCCGACUUUAGCAAGCUUGUCGGGGAUACAAUCCCUUGGGUUUGGAUUGGUCAAAUCCGAACACUUUUAACUUUGGCGAAAACACAUCGGAGCACUUCUGGGAUUCUAUUUCUUUCCUCAAAUUCAAAAGCUUUCGACUUUAACGAGUUUCGCUGAGAUUCAGUCUCUUUGGUUUGGAUUGCUCAAAUCUAAAAACUUUCGAUUUUAACGAGCCCUGCUGCGAUACAAUCUCUUGGAUUUGAAUCCCUCAAGUCAAAAGCUUGCGACUUUCGCAAGUUUUUCCGCGAUUCAACUUCUUGGAUUUCAAUUGCUCAAAUCCGAAAAUUUUCGAUUUUAGCGAGUUUGUUUCUCAGAAAUUCAAUUUCUUCGCUUCCAAUUUCUCAAAUCCAAAAACUUUCAAUUUUAGCAAGGUUUUCCGAAAUUCAUUGUCUUGGGUUUGAAUUCCCCGACUCCGAAAAUUUUUGAUUUUAGCGAGUUUCUCUGAGAUUCAAUUUCUUGGAUUUGAUUCGUAGGCUAAAUCUCUUGGGUUUGAAUUCCUCAAAUCCCAAAAUUUUCGACUUUCGGGAGCUUUUCCGGAAUUCAGUUUCUUGGAUUUGAUUCGCGAGCUCUCGUAAGUUCCUAAGUUCCUAGGUUCCAUCCUACGUAGUUCGUAAGUUCGUAAGUUCCUAAGUAGUUCAGAAGUUCAGAAGUUCACUCGUAAGUUCGUAAGUGCAUAAGUUCAGAAAUUCAGCUUCAGAAGUUCAUGAGUUCAGGAGUUCAAAUGUGAAAGAGUGAGAGUUUGGGGCUUCGGGUUUGGAAGUGAGAGAGUUAGAGUUUGGCGGGGUCGUUGUUGUUUUUUAAUUUAGCUCUUUAAUAUUAUUCUAUCUCAACCAGACCUAUUAGAAAAACUUCCGUAGAUUUCUGCAAUCAAAUUUGAAUUGCUUCAGGUUUUCAUCGAUCGCUUCCCGAAACAGUCGUGUGCGGAAACGAAAUACCAAGACGAGGUCGUGAAGAGCGGCUGGAUCGUCUAAUAAAUAUUAUUGUUACAACCGCACCUUGUGACCCGCUGGCAGAUCCAGAUGGGAGAAGGGGGGUCACAGUAGCAGUAGCUAGUAGUUGUACUAAAAAGUAGAGAUCUGUUGCUGUAUUGAAAUGCUGAGCUCGAGUUUUUAAGUAAUUUGAUCCCGAUUUGCACAUCCUUAGACACUUGAAUUACAGAGACAAUUAUGUUGGGUGCGGGUGACGUGGUAAUACCACUCACUCGACACUGAGUGAAACUUGAUUCCGAUUGAAGAUUCCGAUUGAAGAUUCCGUUUUGACGAUUCCGAUUGCAAUGAGAUGGUAUGGGCGCAACAAGAACAACCGUAGAUGCACGACAGCGCUUGAUGAUAUAGGCUCCGCCAGAGCCGCAUAGUUUGACAGAUGAAGAUCCAUUUGGAAUUGAGGAUAAGAACAAGAUGUAUAAUAGCCGUGCCGUCUUUUGGAUUUAUCGAUGAAAUAGUAUAAAUAUACAUAUAAUUACUGCAUCUUACAACUGAGAUGCGUCGCGAAAUUGAAGAGCAUCUAGCAGUCUCGAAAACAUGGACUUUCCAAUAUGAAGCACGAAGAUCUGUUGUCAGGCUUUGAACGUGAUGUAUAGACAAGAAAGGGAUCAAUCAUUGAAGACAGUUGAAGACGAAUGAGGAGCAACGACUAGUAGAUGUGUCUCAUCUGUGAUGAUUCCUAGAAAAAUCAUUCCUCACAAUUAUCG
Amoebophrya sp. A25 is the source of this 3490-nucleotide messenger RNA. Lineage: Eukaryota; Dinophyceae; Syndiniales; Amoebophryaceae. The record is from the annotation of a GenBank genome assembly.